Molecule: messenger RNA, 1730 nt
Organism: Plodia interpunctella (Indianmeal moth)
Lineage: Eukaryota; Metazoa; Arthropoda; Insecta; Lepidoptera; Pyralidae
Exons: 7
Coding region: 3-1283 (426 amino acids)
Source: RefSeq, a predicted model, not a curated record
AAAUGCAGGGAAACAAAUCUCAGGCACUUGUGUUCAAAGUUAUGUCAUUUGGAAAGAAAUCAGGGGAACCCAAAGAAUCUAAAGAAGAGAUGCUUGCUAGAAAAUCGGAAGCAAAAAAGAAAGAAUUAGAAGCAAAAUCAGAAAAGUUAGAGAAAAAGAAACAGUUACAGAUAGAAAAAGAAGCCGAGAAAGAGAGAAGGAAAGCUGAAGCGAAAGCAAAAAAAGAGGAGAAGGAAAAGAAGACACUUGAAACUACUAUGGCAGCCAAAGAGAAAGAAGAAAGUAAACACCUGUGUCUGUGUGACGAAGAUCUAGAUAUGAUGGGGCCUAGCAGAUCAGAAAUAUUGGCAAACGCAGAAGAACAUCAACUGCCAAUAGUAGCUUACAAUAACAAAAGGAAAUUCAAAGAUUACACUCAUAGUCGAGAUUAUGGUGUAGCUUACAACAGGGAUGUUGAGGCUUAUCAUUAUCGGGGCUACGAUAUUAACCCACCAAUCGCUGGACAAGACUUUGGAGCUGUGAAAGAAUCGACUAAAUGGGUGCAAUAUAUGAGUCAUGCCGAGAGACACAAGCGAUUUUACCCGUAUCGGAUGAAUUACAUACCAACAGACAACAGCUUCGUCCAGCUUGUGUUAAUUAUUCAUCUUCUUGCUUGCCUAUUCACAUUGCUCUGUACUAUUUGCUGCAAAUAUAUAAAACAGCUUCAUAGGCUAUUAGCUUAUGAGAUCAUAUGGUUGCCGGGAUGCAUUGGAGUAGUAUUCACAUCCUACAUGCUGUUAUGUUCUGCGUGCUCCAGGAAGUUUCCCUUGAACUAUACUCUGCUGUUCAUUAAUAUAGUUUCUAUGACCUACAUGUGUUGCUAUGUAACCGCCUAUCAAGAUACUUUUGGAGUGAUUGUUGCUGUCAGCUGUAUAGCUUUUAUUGGCUUGAUUUUCCUUGUGAUGUCUCUUUGUGAUGUCGAUUUCAGUAAAGUGGCAGUAGUGGUUGGCGCCGCAGCGUUGGGUGUGAUCGUGCCUUUGAUAUUGUAUGCUAUACUUGGAAGUACGUCUUAUACCAAGAACUGGGUGCCAAAGAUGCAGCGACACUACAAUAUGAUGAUAAUAGGCAUCGCCACUCAUAGCACGUCAAUGAUCCUCAUGCUACAACUAAUUGUUCAAAACAGAACCGUACUUUUGCCAGACGACGAUUAUGCUACUGGAACCUUCGUGGUCUACAUGUGUGAGAUUUGUAUGUUUAUGAAACUGGUCUCAUAUAUGGGGUUGUUCGAAGAAAAUCACCAUUAGCACAGUGUAAUAAAAUAUAGUCCAUACAGUACAGGACACUCUCCGUCCCCCACUUGAAACGAUUCCCUGCCUUCCCUCUCAAACUAUUUCAGUUGAAAUCUGUGUUUUAACCUCAGAAAAUGUGGUUUAAACUCAGCACCCUGCGCGUGGCGUUUCACAUACGAACUUGGAAGGGCGUAUGGCGACUCAUUCGCUUGGUGUCCUGUCUAUGCCAUUAGUAUGUCUAUGUUAAUUUUAUGAUUUAAUUAGUUUUAAUUUACAUUAAUUUGUGAUCACUUUAUACCUUAUGUUAACUGUUAUAUGUGCUUUUGAGGUCUGUAUUUGGUAAUAUUUAAUUAAUUUUGAAAACAAUUAUAGUAAUUAUGUUAGUUUCUUUGAUUCAAAGUUAAUUUUGUUAAUAUUUUAAUAUUCCCUUUAAUUCGUAGUUAUAUAAUAUUUUAAUUUGGA